Molecule: messenger RNA, 722 nt
Organism: Coregonus clupeaformis (lake whitefish)
Lineage: Eukaryota; Metazoa; Chordata; Actinopteri; Salmoniformes; Salmonidae
Product: protein krueppel-like
Exons: 1
Coding region: 42-494 (150 amino acids)
Biological process (GO): regulation of transcription by RNA polymerase II
Cellular component (GO): PcG protein complex; transcription regulator complex
Molecular function (GO): DNA-binding transcription factor activity, RNA polymerase II-specific; RNA polymerase II cis-regulatory region sequence-specific DNA binding
Source: RefSeq, a predicted model, not a curated record
CACAGACACUCCCUGGCCUUCGUCCUCCUCACACUCUUCUAAUGUUAAACCAGACCUCAGACAAUGCCAGUGCCUCAACACUAAAUGGCUACACAAGCCCAUUGACAAAUGACAUUAGUGGUGAUGCUAUCAUCACAUCCGGUGGUAAAGAGAAGCGCUUCUCUUGUUCGUUCUGUGGGAAAGCCUUCAAUUUCCGCAAACAGGUGGAGAUCCACCAGAGGAUGCACACGGGGGAGAAACCAUUCGGCUGUCACCUGUGCCGGGCCAGUUUCUCCCACUCGUUCACCCUGAAGAGGCACCAGAGGGUCCACACAGGGGAGAAACCCUACACCUGCCCCCACUGUGAGAAGAGGUUCUCCCACCAGCACCAUCUGAAGAGGCAUUUGAAGGUCCACACAGGAGAGAGGCCGUUCGCCUGCACUCACUGUGGGAAGAGGUUCUCAGAUAGGAGCUACCUCAGGAUACACCAGCAGAAAAACCAUUCCACUCUAUAACAUAGAAAGUAUCCAUUCCACUCAAUAGUUUCUGACGUUUAGAUCAGACCCUGCAUUAAAGACAAAGAUACAUUUAUUGUUGUCAGCAGAAAAAUAUCCACAAAUGCAUUUGGAAUAACAAGAGUAAUAGAUUUCAGAUUUUCAUCCAGACAUUGUGUAAUAUACAGUGCCUUCAGAAAGUAUUCACACCCCUUGACUUUUUCCACAUUUUGUUAUGUUACAACGUGG